AUGGCGGAGCUGUCUGCUUUCCGAUUGAGUGUGGGAGGAAGCUGGUGUACUGAGUGUGGUAUCCAGGAUCAGCUAGCACAGCGCGUGGCUGAGGCAAAAGCUGAGGACAUUUUUGAGGACCUGAAAAGCUCUUCUCCUGCCGACUUGCAAACCCUUGGUGUUAAAAUAUUCGAUGAUGUCAGUCGGAAGUUAAAAGAAAUUACUCCGUUGCUAGACCAGUUCCUUAUCAUCAUCAUCGUCAUCAUCAUCAUCGUCAUCGUCAUCGUCGUAGUAGUAGUAGUCGUUGUCGUCGUCAUCGUCGUCGACGCCCCUUCAGCAGGAGCCCUCUGCAGCCCCAAGAAGGAGGUUCUUGACUGUGAAGGACUGCUGUGCUCUGCGGAAGACUUGCCCAACGUGCUGCUUCUGAGUUCCUCAGAUCCCCCUCCUGGCAUCGCCUGUACCUGCAGCCUCCUCAAAUCCUGGUACCAUCCCAAGAGUCCCUCUUCCCUCAUUCAGCAUCCUCCUGGGUCCAUCCCGGUGACACAGCCUGAAAAUGCUGGCCACUUUGCCACCUGCUACUUCCUAGAAACAGGUGCUCAGGUGCCUCCAGCUCUGGGCAUCCGUGUUCACCUGGCUUCCGGAGCUGCUCUCUGUCUGCUGGUGGACUUUGGGGACAGUUGUGGAGCUGAGAUGAGACUGUGUACAAUGACAGAUGUGGCUGCAGUGACUGGCUACCACCGGUACAGGAAAGAAGGAGUCUACAAGCUCAGGGCUGUAGUCCAUGACGUUCAUGGAGUUGAUGUGGAACUGGGACCUUAUUAUGUGGACAUUGGCCGUGAGAAUGUGUCUGUGUUCAUGAAUUCCAGCUCUAUCCACGAUGGUGAAGCUCUUUCCUUUGCUGACCCCCUCCCACAGCAGAAAGGCACCAUCGUGAUGCAUGGCUAUUCGUCUGUUUCUUCAUACAAUGUGUCCUUUAUUUCUCAGGCUCGAGUGGGCAGUGGCCAGGCUUGGAAUGGUGUGACUGUUGGGUAUAAGCUGCAAUCUGUGUCUAUCCACACCAAUGGAACCGUGUUUGCUGCAGACACGAACAUCACAUUUGUGGCUGUUACCAAUGAAACUGUACCCCUGGAGUUUGCAUGGUAUUUUGGAGAUGACCCACCAGUGAGGACAACUUCCAGAAGCAUUAGAAGAAGGCUGAGCAUCCCUCAGUGGUACCAUGUGAUGGUCAAGGCCACCAGUAGGGUCGGCAGUGUGGUCUCUGAGUCCCACCUCAUCAGGGUACAGAAGAGAAUCACGGCCAAUCGGCUCAUGUCCACUGCCUCAGCCCUGGUAAAUGCCAAUGUGUCCUUUGAGUGCAGGCUCAACUUUGGCACUGACGUGGCCUACUUGUGGAACUUUGGAGAUGGGACCAUUGAGCUUGGCAGCAGCUCCUCCAGCCAUGUCUACAGCAGGGAGGGAGAGUUUACAGUUGAAGUCCUUGCCUUCAAUAACAUCAGCUCCGCCGUCCUAAGAAAGCCACUUUUCAUCGUGCACGAGCCUUGCCAACCACCUCCGGUGAAGAACAUGGGGCCUAAGAAGGUGCAGAUUUGGAGGUCUCAGCCCCUGAGACUUGCUGUGACAUUUGAAGCUGCAGUUCUCUGUAACAUUUCCCAAGGGCUUUCCUACUCCUGGAGUGUUGUGGAUGCUGAGGCGACUGCUGUCACCCUCCAUGCUGCUGUCCACACCCACAGACAGACCAUCAGGCUCCCAAGCUACACGCUGGAGUGUGGGAACUACACCGCUGUGGCCAAGGUUCAGAUCAAGGGAAGCAUAGUAUAUAGCAACUACUGUGUUGGUGUGGAGGUUCGAGCCCGGGCUCCUGUCAGCGUGAUCUCUGAAGGCACACACAUCUUCAUCCCCAGGUCCACCACAACCUCCAUCAUCCUCAGAGGGGUCCAGUCCUAUGACCCUGACAGCCCAGGAGCUGCUCUUAGGUAUCACUGGACCUGCACUGCAGCCAGCUUGCCAACGUCCUGCUUUGAGGACUCUACUCCAUACCAAGUGGACACUCAGGCUCCUGCCAUUUCCUUCCCAGCAAAAUGGCUCAGUGAAUGCUGUGACCAGUUUCUUGUGACAUUGACAGUCUCCAGCAAUGGACGGAACUCUUCGCAGGCUGUGAUAUUCCUGUCCACCCAUCCUGACCCAGACUUCAGAUUCGUCCACAUCUCAUGGGUCAAUUUUAGAGACAUCCGUGUAAACUGGAAUGAAGAACUGUCUCUCAGAGCUGUGUGUGAAGACUGUGGAGAUGUAGCCGACCUCACUUAUUCCUGGGAUCUCUUCCUAGUCAAUGCAACAGAAAAGAAUACAGUGGAAGUUCCCUUCUGUAGCACCGUGGGGCUGCUGGGCGCUUCAGCAUUUGGGGACAUUAAGAAGUUGUCUAAGUCAGACCUGCAGUCAAGCCCCAGAGGAUCACAGACACUACACUCACUAGAGCGGUCACCUAUGCCCCUGAGCUGGUCAGCUCUUCACAACCUGGGAAGCAUUUCCACUGAGUCCAUGGCAGGUGGCCACCACAUUUCUGCUGGGGGUUCCAUGGCAGGCUCAGGGGAGCCUAUGGAGGAUGACAGCUCACUGAGUCCAGCACCAGGUUCCCUGGAGGAGGAAGCUUUUAUGAUGAGCACCCCAGAGGGAAGCUGGUCCCCUUCCAGCUCCUCUCCUGCCUCUGAUGAUUUUGAAGCCUACUAUAGUGACAUCCAAGAAGACGUGCCGUCCCUAGGAAGACAGCCAGGCAACAGUGCCAACUUCCAGGAAUCAGGACCAAGCACCAGCACCGAGGAGAGUGCCAAUGGUGGGGACAACCUACUGGGUCCUUUCCUUCACACAGGCAGAGCAAAGCCAGCUCUCAUGGUUGACUGGCCCAAGACCCUGGUCAACCGAGCUGUCUUCCACAACUACACCUCCUCAGGUAUCAUGGGACCAGCUGUGACAAUAACACCGUUCUCACUGAGCAGUGGCGAGAUGUAUGUCUUACAGGCUUCUGUAGCUUCAAAGCAUGCCUUACUAGGCAAAGCUCAACUCUACGUAACGGUCAACCAAGUCCCACGGGACAUGUCCUGUCAGGUGCGACCCCACAGUGGUAUAGAGGCACAUACCAUCUUCAGUGUCUUCUGCAUGUCAGGGAAACCGGACUUUCAUUACGAAUUUCGUUACCGGAUAGGAAACACUUCUCCACACACCCUGUACCGUGGACGAGAUACCCAGUACUACUUUUUAUUGCCAGCUGGUGAGGCCUCAGACGAUUACAAAGUCUUUGUUUCUACUGAGAUCACAGAUGGCCAAGGCUCCAAGGUGCAACCAUGCACUGUGGAAGUGACUGUGCUACCCCGUUACCAUGGAAAUGACUGCCCUGACAAGGACCUAUACAGCUCCACCCUGGAAAACCUGUCUUCUCUCCAGCUGCUGGGGAGUUACACAGAAGUAAGGAACUACGUCACCGUGAUCGCCGCCAUCCUGAGCCGUUUGUAUGUGAGGAGCACAAACACUUCUUCGUGUGGUCUAUGGUCACAGAUACAGGAUGUAUUGAUUUCUUCUGCAUGCGAAGUACCUGUUACAGACCAGGAAGUGAUGGUGGAUUCUCUUCAUAUAUUGAGAGACCUCAUAAGCUUCCCUAAUAAGUUGAGCUUGAUGAGUGGCAUGCACAUCCUCAAAUAUGCCCAGAUGUCCCUUGCUCAAGGUCAGUCCUCUGAGAAGUGGCUGGUCAACAAAAAACUAGGAGUUGAACUUAUCCUUCUCAUCUCUGGAGUCUGGGAAGCUUCCAAAGAAGACACAAGGAAUGAAGAGUACCUGCAAGAAGAAGGCAUGAAGAUCAUCUCUGACACGUUACUAGCCUCUCUCUCCCUGAGCCACCAGCAUCAGCUGCACAUAAGCACUGGGCAGAUGGAGUUCUGGACCCUUCUCCAUCACAGCUUUCAGAGUUCUAUCCAGAACCUGGGCUUCAUCUCGGUCCAUUUCCCUGGUGGCCUGGCCAGGCACAGUCCUGCUCAAGAGGAAUCACAAAGCCCAUGCUACAUCAGCCAGCUCAUGUUCUUCAAAAGCAGCCCUUAUCCAAGGGGACGAGCUCCUGGACAGGUGGGUGGUGUGGUGAGCCCUGGGCUCUACAGCUGCCACAGCAGAAGACCUAUUCUCAGAGGACGACUCGCGAUGCCCCUGACUGUGGAGUUUGGGGAGGAAGAUCACCUGCACAAGAGAAAUCCAAACAUGUUUGCGUUGCUUCGAGAUGAGGUGAAUCUCCACCGGUUCACUGGGCUCUCUGAAAACCCCCAGGAAACCUUACAGAUCCGCAUCGAAUUCUCCAAGCCUGUUACAAGAGCCUUCCCCGUCAUGCUGUUAGUAAGGUUCUCCAAGAAAGCCACGCCUUCUGAUUUUCUUAUGAAGCAGGUCUACUCCUGGGAUAAGCAGACUGUUCACAUUUAUGUACCUGCUGUUCCAUGGAAAGGAGCCAAUGUAGGGUAUUUAUCCCUAUUAGAUGCUGAUUAUGACAGGAGGCCUCCAAACAAGUACCUUGCUGGGACAGUAAACUAUACAGUGCAUUUCCAGUGGACGCAAUGUGUGUUUUGGGACAAGACAGAGUGGAGAUCCGAAGGUUCCUAUCCACAGCCAGGAAUGUCUCCUGAAAAAGUCAGCUGCAGCUACCAUCACCUUGCACCUUUCUCUGUCCUAAGAAGGAAGGUGAAUGCCACUUUCGAAGUGAGCCCCAUUUCUGAGUUUCGGAGUCACCCACACAACUUGCUUCCCGCUAUUUUCAGUGUGUUUUUCUUGGUUCUUUAUGGAUUGUUGGUGGCUAAAAGCAGAUGUGUAGAUUGUCACAAGAAAAAGAAACCUGGUUGUAUUUUUCUGAAAGAAGAUACCCCACCUGGCCACCAACUGUAUGCAGUCAUCAUUGACACUGGCUUCCGGUCACCAGCCCAAUUUACGUCAAAGGUUUUCAUUGUUUUAUGUGGUGAAAACGGACUCUCAGAAACCAAAGAACUCUGCUGUCCAGAGAUGUCCUUGUUUGGAAGGAAUUCCAGGCACACCUUUAUACUGAGCACUCCUAACCGACUGGGGCCACUCCAGAAGAUCCGACUCUGGCAUGACAGCAGUGGACCUUCCCCAAACUGGUUCCUCAGCCACGUGAUGGUGAAGGAGCUACGGUCAGGCCAAGGCUGGUUCUUCUCUGCCCAGUGCUGGCUGGCUGUGGGCUUAUGUGAUGGCUGUGUGCAGCGGGAGCUCUUCUGCCUGCGCCACGGUCUUGGCUUCUGGAAGCUUUUCUACUCAAAGUUCACGGAGUACCUGGAGGAUUUCCACAUCUGGCUCUCCCUGUACAGCCAUCCCCCCUCCAGCAACUACCUACACACACAGCGACUUGCAGUGUCCUUCUGCCUCCUGUGUGUCUACUCCUGCCUCGCUGCCCUGGUCACUGUGGGAGGCCAUGAACAGCGCCCCCUGGAUGUGGGUCCUACUCUUAUCACUCUGGAAUCCUUCGGUCUGAGUCUCCUGUGCACCUUCCUGGCCUGCCCAGCUGCACAGCUCUUAUCACUGCUCUUCAGGGUCAGCCAGCAUCCUGCAUCAGACAUUCUCCCAGGGACUGACCGAGCUUGGAGGAUGGCAGCCAGUAGCAGCGCUCCCAGCAGUGGUUUUGAAGGACUUGUGCUCCAGGGGUCAAGGGCCUGUCUGCUCUGGUCAAGCUCUGUGGCCUGGGCCAUUUGUGGAUCAGCUUCCCUUGCCUGUGGUUUGGGGACAGGGUUCCUGGGCUACAGGUUUGUGCCAGAGCAGUUUAUGUGGUGGCUGCACCUGCUGUUACUCUCUGUGAUCUGCUGUGCAUCUGUCACCCAGCCACUCAUGAUCUGUUUGGCAGCGCUGGCCUUUGCCUGGAAAAGGAAACAUGACAGCCAAUUUUUUACUGAAUCUUUACAUGAUGCAACCAGGGGUCUCGAUUUGGAAUUGGAAGAAUACUCCAGAACCCACAUUCCUCAUUCUCCCAGCUCCUGUUGUUCUGACAGUGCUGAGGAGGCUGAAAGGGUCUUGGCUGCCCGACAACGAGAACGCCACCUGCGCUGGGCUCAGCCACCAUCCAGGGCCAAGUUCAGAGUGACCAGGGAGAGACUGAGGAAAGAGAGCCGGGUGCAGGCAGCCCUGAGAGACAUCUCCGUGCACAGCCUCAUGCUGCUGCUGCUUUUGUUUAUAACAUACGGGAGAGUCUCUCCAGGUGAAUAUUCUCUCAAUCAAGCCAUCAGGGAGGAAUUUACAAGAAAUGCCAGACACUCCUUUGGGGACCUGAGCAGCACCGAUGACUGGUGGGACUGGACUCUGAGCACUUUGCUGGAUGGGCUGCACCCAGAAGGACCCUCUGUUGGAGCCCGGGGGGCUCAGCCUGGAGCUCUCGGAGGGCAGUGCCAUCUCAUAGGCCCUUCUGUGAUCAAGCAGCUGAAGGUUUCUUUCGAUACUGCAUGCACACCUCCCAGGCCAUUCUCAGAGCUCAUGGAAGAUGCACUACCUACACAGAGUCAUGACCUUGACCUUGAGAGCCAAAAUAUGACGCCUGGUGGUCCUGAGGCCUGUGGGGUGAAGAAGGAGAGCUCCAUGCACAGCCUAGGAAGAACAAGGCAUGAAGCCCACUCAGCCCUGACCGCCCUCAGGGCCAACAGGUGGAUCAACCAGGGCAGCAGGGCCAUGUCUGUGCACUUCACUCUCUACAACCCUCCAACACGACUCUUCACGAGUGUGACCCUAGGCGCGGAGCUGCUCCCCACGGGAGGUCUUGCCCCCUCAUCCUUGGUAGAGUCGUUCAGCAUCUUCCAUAAUGCCUCAGUCCCGCAGUACCUUCUUAAGCUUUCUGAGCUGGUGUUCCUGGUACUCAACGUGACCCACCUCUGUUUCCAGCUCUGGGGAAUGGCCACCAAGGGGGUCCUCAGCUACUGGAGAAAACUGAGACACUGGCUGGAGCUCUCUAUGGUUGGGGUAGCCCUGGCCUACUAUGCAGCCUCUGGUUACCUCACCACCCUUGCUGAGAAUGUCACUGACCAGUUCCACAAAGGAUUUCAUCAGAUGUAUGUGGACCUAAGUCUGAUGGUGUCAUGGAAUCAGCGGGCAAGAUGGCUCCGGGGAAUCCUCCUAUUCCUCUGGAUGUUGAAAUGUGUUCACCUCCUCGGCUUCCUGAGCACCCUGGCAUCCUUCUCAGCAGUGACACAUUCGUCUCUCUCCAGAGCCUUUGCACCAGCACUGUUGGGGGCCCUGCUGCUGGCGGCCCAUUCCCACUUGCGCCAGUUUCUGCUCUCCACCGGGACGCCAUCACCUGGCACCUCUGCAGAUGUAUUUCCUGGGCUGCUGCUUCAGUUUCUGGGAAGAAGCCCAAAGGACGCACUGCACAAUCGUUUGGAGUCUGACCAUCAAGCCAUGACUUGUUACUGUGGGGCCCUCUUUCUGCUGGUGGCAACGCUGUGUUUCGGAAUGCUGAGGGCUUCCCUCCUGACUUUUUUCCGAAAAAGAAAGUCUUUUCACAGAAAAUCUCUCGUGACGCUUAACAAUGUUGCUGUUUAUGCCUGGCACAAAGUCCUCACCCUUCUGGGGCUGGAAACAACAACUCCGGAAGAGGCGGAGGUGGCUGCGGACCAUAAUUAUUACCUGGAUGAAUUUUCCAGCCUCUUGGAUGAACUUCUGGUGAAGAUUGACUGUUUGUCUGACAGCCUAGAACUUUCUAUCCUAGAGAAACACUGGAAGAGGGCAGGGGAGUCAAUGGCAGUGGAUAGUCCUUCAGUUGGCAUUUCAUUGUAACAAGAUUCUGGGUGCACAGGAGAAUGACAGUAAAGACAAGACUGUACUAGACAUCAGAUUUCUCCAGCUCCUGGCGAUCCUCUCCCCAGCUGUGUUUGUAAGGUGAACACUCCACACAAGAUACCUGCGGGAGCCCCAGCAGCUGCUCUCAUUCCCACUUCGUAAGAUUCCAGCCUCACCUGUGGCCCUGAAACACGUGUUUCCAUGCUAUUAAGCUCUUGGGUAAAGGAGGGAAGGUAGAGUUUUGCCCUUUCAGAUUCUGUAAGUUGGUGUCAUUUUGGAAGCUUCAGAACCCUGAAUUCUAUGAGAUUACAGGAAUGUGUCUGUAUCCAUAAGCAGAUAUGGGAGGACAAGCUGACCCAGACACAGAGACACAAGCUGCUUGAACUGUAAGCCAUUUUGAGUGAUGUUAUGGUUGAGUGAGCCAACAAUGUGCUCCUUAAAAGCACAAUAUGCAUUUCAGCAUAUUUUUUGCCAUGAAACCCUCAGCAGUGUUUAGGUAGUCUGUAUCCCAUAGAUACAUUGGCAUAGGAAACUCGGCCAGCCAGAGAACUGUGUUACCAGCACACACUGCCAUUAUGAUUUGACGUGAUGGGCGCUCCUGGACAGAACAUGUACCCCAUCUGCCUUGCUAGGAAAACAUUGGCAAAAUGUUUGCUGUCAACAAAGUCUAGUUCCCAUUCCUUCUGGAAGCACAUUUGCCAAUGAGCCCAAAAAUAAAUGGAAACAUUUGUGCUGGGGCGAGACCAUGGUCUAUUUUGAGUUCUCUUGGGUUCUUCAUGGACCUAAGGCUAGGAAAGAAUAUGUUUUCAAUGACUCGAGAUUCUCUCCACAGGACAAGAAGU
This is a messenger RNA of Peromyscus maniculatus bairdii (prairie deer mouse), 8615 nucleotides long. The record is from RefSeq and is a predicted model, not a curated record. NCBI's taxonomy places the organism in Eukaryota, Metazoa, Chordata, Mammalia, Rodentia, Cricetidae.